Molecule: messenger RNA, 1585 nt
Organism: Psylliodes chrysocephalus
Lineage: Eukaryota; Metazoa; Arthropoda; Insecta; Coleoptera; Chrysomelidae
Source: the annotation of a GenBank genome assembly
CUCAUUAAACCAUCACAAUUUUAUUACCGCCAUUUCUAUAAUAAUGUGUAUUGUGACUUAUACAAAAACCUUAUAACACUACUAUAAAAUGAAAUCGAAAAUAACAAUAUUAAUAAUAAUACACAUACUAUUCGGAAUAAGUGUUUGUGACAGCUUAAAGUUAGAUGAUGAACUCAAUCAAAUUCUAUCUGAAAUAGAAGCAAAAAGAGGUAAUAAUAAUAAUAAUUUCUCAAAAAAUGACAAAAUAGCUCGAGUAAUAGAAGACCCUCGACAAUCUGAUAGAAACGUUAUUCACUUAAAUGGUGGAAAUUCUUUACAACCAAUACCAGAAGGAACUUUAAGCAGUAACAACAAUAAGGAACUAUUUGAGCCACCUAAAAUUACGGAUUGUACAGACGAAUGUGUUCCAUUUUAUCAGUGUAACAAUGGAAGUAUUGUAACCAGCGGAGAGAAUUUAAUUGAUAUGAGACGAAAUGACGGUCCAUGCGGUAACGUAUUCCUGACCUGUUGCAAACUCGAGCAAGUAACUUCCCAACGAUUUUUCUCGAAGGAACGAAAGGUUCCUACCCCAAAAGGAUGCGGGUACCGUCAUCCAGAUGGUAUCGGUAUUAAAAUAACCGGAGCCGAAGAAGGUGAAGCUCAGUUUGCAGAAUUUCCUUGGAUGGUUUCGAUAAUUAAAUACGGCGAAUCAGAAGGGCCAAAUCCAAGGCCAUCUUGCGGGGCAUCGUUAAUUCAUGCCAGAGCUGUUAUAACGGCUGCACAUUGCGUUUCAGAUCUAAGACAAAGAUGGAAAGUGAGAGUAGGUGAAUGGGACAUCAACAGAACCAUAGAACCAAUUCCUCACCAAGAGGUUGACGUGGAAGACAUCAUAAUUCAUAGAGACUAUUACCCAGGUGCUCUCUAUUUUGAUAUCGCCUUUCUCUACCUUAAAUCUUCGAUAGAAAUGGCUGAAAAUGCCGCACCCAUUUGUAUAUCACCCCAAAAUUACAAACAUAGACCGAACAGAUGUUUCGUGACUGGUUGGGGUAAGGACAGGUAUGGAAGAGAGGGUCGGUAUCAUAUUAUUAUGAAGAAAGUUGAUGUUCCCAUUGUUUCUAGAGUGCGAUGCCAAGCAAAUUUACGAGAAACCAGGCUAGGUAUAUUCUUCCAACUACACCCUAGUUUCAUGUGUGCAGGUGGAGAGAAAGGCAAAGAUGCUUGUAACGGGGAUGGUGGUGGUCCAUUGGUAUGUCCAAUUGAUCAUGAAGGAUCCAGAUAUUACCAGGCUGGAAUCGUUUCUUGGGGUAUUGGCUGCGGUAUUGAAAACGUUCCAGGAGUAUAUGUCGACGUUGCUACGUUCAGAAACUGGAUAGACGCUUUAAUGAGAAGAUUUAAUUUGGAUUCAGAGUCAUAUGUCGUGAGCGAUUACAUACCUCCUCUCUUUCUAAGGAAUUCCGGAAACAAGAUUAGCCCAGAUAUCACUCAAGCGCUAGCAGACACCACACACACCACCCCAUAUUCUAAACAAAAGACGCUUAAAUGUCAACCAAGCAUUAGUAAAAAAUUCCAAGCUUACAUUUUGUCAUUUGGAUCUCCCGUUCAUUAG